Molecule: messenger RNA, 1479 nt
Organism: Leptosia nina
Lineage: Eukaryota; Metazoa; Arthropoda; Insecta; Lepidoptera; Pieridae
Source: the annotation of a GenBank genome assembly
AUGAAUAAUAAAGAGGACAUGCAGCCAACAAUGUCAAACUCAAAGUACAAGAACUUUGUGUCUUCAAAAAAUGACACUGGGCAAAACAUACAGCCACUAAUGAAGACACCAACGUCUGAACUGGUUUUAGGUCUAUCAAAAGCUCCUAAUAUGAAGUUGGGACAGAGAAUGCUGAAUAAAAUGGGUUGGUCAGGAGGUGGUCUUGGAAAAUCAGGGGAGGGCAUAGUUGAGCCUAUUGCGCCCAAUACCACAUAUGCAUCUCGCAAAUUGGGUUUUGGUCUAAACAGUUCUACGAGUACAGAAGACAAAGUGCAGACCACAGAUAUGGUGUCAAUUACACCAUCUGCGAAAAACACACAAAUGGCACGGACUAAACGAAAUCAAAAAAAGAAACACAUCUGUCCACCACAAAGACAGUACUACAAACCAGAAGUAAGGAGCCUCAAGCCUUUUAAGACAUACGCGUUACAAACCCUAUUGGAUUUUGUAAGAAAUGAUAGUCAAGUGGAGUUCUUCUUUGAUACAAGGUUGACAAAUGCACACAGGAAAUGUGUUCACACUCUUGUUCAAGAUAUAGAGAAUGACGAUUACAUCGGUGAUGUUGAUAAUCCAGAGCAGAUGGAUCUUAUACAGAAUAUACUUGAGUUUAAGGCUUACGAGUUGUACACACAGAGUUUUGGACAAAAACCGGACAGACAGAUUGGUAUAUUCAAAGAUGCUCCAGCCCAUGUCUUCUUAGUAGUACCGGAAGAUUUGCGGAAAAACAAUGAUAAACUUUAUAACGAUACAGAACUUGAAAAAGACGUUGGAAAAGUGCUAGAAAAUUCUAAAUACGUCGCAACUGAAAUAAGAGAUAUUACAGCUAAAACAAAUGAAGAUGACGUAAAUAGCAUAAAUAAUAGUAAUGUCGUGCUGAGUUCUGCGAAUGAAAAUGUCGAACAACGAUCGCACACUAAAAACGACAUGAAAUCAACGCCUAUAGAAAAUGAACAAAUAAGUGAAAAUAAUACAUGUAAAAUUAAAAAAACAAAUGUUAUAUCACAUGUAGCAGAUAGCAAUUUCAAACCUCCCAAAGUCAAUGCCAAAGUAAGAGAUGAUGAAAACGUAAAUGAACUUAGAAAAAAACCAAAUUACGUAAAUAAUACUUUGGAAUUAGAGAAAUUCUACAUAAAUGAGUUUUUUGCCAAUUCAGAAGAAAGCACGACAACAGUAGGCCAAGUUUUAGAAAAAGUUGUCGAUUUUUUUACAGAAUUCGCAAACGAUGAUAGCUAUACAGAGUUUCGAUUCCUCGGCUUGUUUAAUAAUACAGAGUACAAUGCGCUGGUGGAUUUCUUUAAUCUUUGCAUAAAUAACGAAGGCGUGUGGGAUGGAGUGGUGGAUAAACUGAGGGCCGCGUUGGAUAACGAUGCGUUUUAUUUCAACUUGCAGGAUAACUGUAAUGGAAGUACUGUAAUCUACAAAGAGAAGAAGCAAGAUUGA